ACGUGCUGUAGGGAGGGGCGCCCUGCUUCCUCUCGAGGCAGCAGUCGAUUCAAGAGAAAAGGAAAGUAAACUCUGUGUCCUCUGCUGCUGGUCUGGGAGAAAAAGUCACGGCAGUCCCACAUCUGUUGGUGAAAAAUGGAUAAACGAAAGGCUGUACAAAGCAUGUUGUCUAACCUGUCAAAGGAAAACUUCGCCAAGUUCUGCCACGAGCUUGUGCACCGCAAAGAGGAGCCGCAGGUCGAUCGCAACAAGGUGGAGGGGAGAGACUUCUUGCGGAUCACAGAUGUCCUGGUUUCCACUUUCGAUGAGACCGGAGCUGUCGUAGUGGCUGUGGAGUUAUUGAACGAGAUUGAAUGCAACGCAGAAGCAAAAAAACUGAUGGAAGCUACGGGUGGACCGUCCUCAGAAAAUGGAUCGAGGGACACUGCGGGACCCUCAGCUGGAGGGACAGCUCGAUACACCAUGGUAGACGGUCAGCACUUCGUGGAUAAACAUAGAACCGAGCUGAUCAACAGAGUGAACUGCAUUGGAAACAUUCUGGAUAAGCUCUUUGAUGAAGAAGUCAUCCAACAAGCGAUUUAUGAUACAAUCAGGAAAAUCCCAACCAAUCAGGAGCAGAUGAGGGAACUCUUCAGUGGUCCCCUGAAUGCAGCAGGGCCUCGUGGCAAAGAAGUCUUCUACAGAAUCCUUGAGAAAGAGGAGAAAUAUCUCAUUGAUCAGCUAAAGGGAAAAAAGUGAAUGUUGUAUGUAGAGAAAUCCAUUUUUAGAAUAAAAGUACAUUACAUCAAGAAAGAAAAUGUCUAAAACUAUUACAAUGGGGAAAUAGUAAUGUAAAUGUCUCUGUGGGAGUUCUAUAAAAUAUAGCUUUUGCACCUUCAUGUUUAAUCAUAGCUCUUGCCCUUUUUUACACUUGGACCAGUCAUAUUUUAUAAAAUGAAUAUGUUUUCCUGUAAGGUUAAAACCAGAUUCAGCAAACCAUGCAAGUCAUUCAUGUAAUGUAAAGAUGUAAGAAAUGACUUUGCCUUCUCACCUGACAUGUAAUGUUUUAAUACAGCAAAUCCCAGAUGGAUUGAGUCUGCUUUUAACCUAUUUUUUAUAAAUUAAAGGAUGCUUGAUCAUGAAUGAUUAUCCUUAGGUUUUGCAUGCAGAUUUUAAUUUUGAUUAUUGUCUUAUGUGCUAAACGAUUCUAUUGUUGUUUUUUCCCUCGUGAAAAUAUGUUUACUUUUGGAGGCCAAUGUUUUCUAUUUUGAAAUACAUUUUCAAUAAACUCUUAUAAAUAUUA
Molecule: messenger RNA, 1282 nt
Organism: Trematomus bernacchii (emerald rockcod)
Lineage: Eukaryota; Metazoa; Chordata; Actinopteri; Perciformes; Nototheniidae
Product: apoptosis-associated speck-like protein containing a CARD
Exons: 4
Coding region: 136-738 (200 amino acids)
Biological process (GO): regulation of apoptotic process; inflammatory response; innate immune response
Source: RefSeq, a predicted model, not a curated record